AUGACGACAUCGCGACGGAGGAGGGAAGGAAAAGAUCCCGUUAUAGUAUAUUGUUUGAGUGGGUGUACACAUUUAAUUGUGCAGCCAAUGAUGGAGCCUGGAGAAGAGGUGCCGGAAGGAUGGGGUGAAUGGGACGACGAGAUAGAUGAUAGGAGAGUGAAGUAUAUGGUAGGACUGAUUGAAGGGGGGCAUAGCUUCAAGAAAUCUGAAUGGGGUGGUGGUGACACCCAAGAGAAGUUGUAUGAUCAUGAGGCCCAGAUGGCUCUGAAGAAAAGGAAGAGGGAGGUCGCCUGUGUAAAGAAACUAGAACUUGGAGGUCCGCCAUUGAAGCAGAAGCGUUUGAGUACAUACUUUGGGAAAAGGCCAGUUGUUGAUGGAGAAGAAUGCGAGAAGUGUUGUGAACGGAUUGCCAAGUUGGAAAAAACAGUUAGCUGGAUGAUGAAGAGGAUGCCAAGGAGAAAGAGGUGUGGAACAACACCUAAGAAAGAUGUGUUUUUGGGUGGGAAGUCGCUGGGGAAGAGAAGAUUUAAAAAUAGCCCUGGAAAAAAAGAUGAGCCUUUCAUAGCCGAUGACAUUGGGGGUGGGGAGAUUGUUCGAAGUGUUGAUAUCGGUAGGCUUCAUUCAGACGGUGGGAAUGAUGUUGGUGAUGUUUCAGGCGAUGUAAACGAGUUAGGAACAGUUCCUGAUGUGGAAGGAACAUUUGUGGAUGAGGAUGAAGAAGCGGGUGGUUCUAUAGAUGGAGAAGAAUUUAAGGACAGGGUAGAUGAUGUCGAAGUUAGUGUUGAUAGUGAAGAGAAUGUAGUUCGAGAGGAUGAGAAGGUAGGUGUUGAUGUUGUGGAGCCUAGUGGGGAAGUGGAUGUUGAGGGAAGCUCGUCUGAAGGCAAUCCUGAUGUGCUUGCACCACUGAAGGAAGGUGAUGGGGUACCCAUUCAGUGGAUUGAGCAGGGAGUGAGUGGGUUAAGGGGGACUGGAGGUUCCUCAGCGUUGGGGGUGUCGAGUGUUGGAGUUUCUAAGUUCACAGAUGUUAGUGUUUCGUCUCCGGGUCCCUGUACUGAGAAGGGGGAGGGGGCUAAUGAUGAUGAUGUGGAGAAGACUCCAUCUGAAGAGAAACCGCAGGAAGGGGCGACAGGGUUGGAGUUGCAAUGUACAGGAGUUUCUAAGAUAACAGAUCUUAGUGAUUCAUCUCCGUGUCCUCGUUCUGAGAAGCAUAGGCCUGCAGAAUCGGAAGCGAAUCUGGCAUCUUUAUUAUUGGCGAAAGAACCAUUCACCCUUUCUCAGAUAGUUCCGUCUGUGGAAGACGCGGACUACAGUUAUUUUGAGAAAGUCUUGCUGGAGAAUCCGAAAGUGUUGCACCUUGGUGCGGGGAAAUAUGAUUUGGACAAUCAGUUUUUUCUGGACCUUGCGGCUUCGCAGAAGUGGGUUUCAAGCAAGUUUAUUUGA
Molecule: messenger RNA, 1440 nt
Organism: Eruca vesicaria subsp. sativa (arugula)
Lineage: Eukaryota; Viridiplantae; Streptophyta; Magnoliopsida; Brassicales; Brassicaceae
Source: the annotation of a GenBank genome assembly